This is a messenger RNA of Cimex lectularius (bed bug), 2599 nucleotides long. RefSeq lists its product as uncharacterized. The record is from RefSeq and is a predicted model, not a curated record. The coding region runs from base 136 to 2493 and encodes 785 amino acids. Lineage: Eukaryota; Metazoa; Arthropoda; Insecta; Hemiptera; Cimicidae. The transcript has 7 exons.
UAUUUACAUUUAAACUUUUGGUCUCCAUGGAUUUUUAGUACUUCACUUUUAGUAGCUUUGUCAAACACAACACAUCUUUGUUGUGCACAAAAAGGUCCAAAUUUUACGACAAUACGCAAAAAUUUUAGUGUCUAAAUGCUCAAACCUCAUAUGGAUUCUAAAAAGAAACAUGUUGUCAUUGUUGACAAAAUGUUACCACCAAAUAAUGUGACUUUCAUAUCAGAGAUCAAAUUAAAUGAACCGCAUGAAGUGAGUGUCGUGAACAAAGAACACAAAAAAAUGUCAAUGGUCAUUGGACACAAAGGUCCUAAGUCUCCACAAAGCACCAAGGAUGCUGUUAUAAAGGCAGCUAUUAGACACGAAAAAGAUUCGAGUAGACGACCCGACGAUCAUCCACCAAAAAAAAGUGUCAGUCAUGGACCUUCCAAAGACCACCAUCCUGUUCAUCAUCAUAAGAGGAGGCACACCAAGCAUCAUGAAAUACCAGUUCAUCCGAAACCCACAUGGGAUAAAACUGACUGUGAGGAGUCGUGUUCAUGUAACGCUGAAUGUUCAGAUUGUGAUCAUAGAAGGGAUAAAAAAGAAAGGUCAAGUAGACAAGACAAAAGGGUAGAUCACACCAGAAUUAGAAGGAUACCUCGUACCAAAUCUGAUCAGUCUCAUGAUUCCCGUCCAGUUCCUUCUUACAGUACUCCGAGACCACCAAAGACUCUUCGCAAAACUAAGAGAAAAUCGACACUGAAAGAUUCCGUGAUGUCUAACGAAGACUCCUUGUCAUCAAACGAAGAUGAUGAAGAUUACUCAGAAAUGGAGUCGUGUCCUUCAGAACGGGAUGUGGAUGAAGAAACUUCGACCAAUUCCAGCGAGAUUGUCCCACUAAAGGUUGAAAAAGGGUUCCAGCCGAAAAUGAUACAACCUCUACCUUCCCAGCGCUUCAAUAUCCCAAGGAAUUGCAAAUGUGGGUAUUCGAGAAAAUAUGAGCCAGAACCUCAUAGAUUCCGCAUUUGUUGUUGUCCUGAAACUGCUCGGAUACAGGCUGAACUUAGAGAGUGGAAGUCAAAAGUCACUCUUUUGGAAAAAGAGUUGUCCAGCCAGAAAGGGAGUGUUAGAAAAUUUACGACUCAGCUUUUCACAUUAACAAACAGCCUGCAGGCAAUAAACCGUUUUAAAGACACAAUGGAUCUCAAUUUGAGCACUUUACUGUUUAUCGCCACUCGAAGAGGUGAAAUACAAGAAUUCUACGAACCUGAUCUUGUUGGUCCAAUUUUCAAGAGGAUAAGUGAUGAACUGAUGACAUAUCUGACUAAGCAUGCUACGUUAGAACCGAACCCUCCGAAUUCGGAUGAACACGAUAAAACGUGUUUGUUGCUGACUUUGGCUGCGAACAUCCUAGCGGCCAAAAAGACGUGGGAGUUUUUUACCUCGGAGUCAGCUAUGGUGGACUUGCUACACAAUAUGUUCAUAGCCCUUGAUAUGAUACAAAAUGUCCCAUCUUUACAGAAACUGGAACUUAUUCUCAUGAAAAUAAUGUAUAGCUUGACCAUCCACGUUGAAACUUAUAUGCUCGUACAACAGCAAAAACCAAUCCUAAAAUGUAUCUGUAAAUAUAUACGAAUGGAUCAUCACCACUUUAAAAGGUAUUUUGGACUUCAAUUUGCUGAAAGGGUGACAAGGUACAUUCGCGAUAAAGAGACAUACUCACUAAUAAUUAAAACGUUACCCAUGCGCGUAAUUGAUUUUUAUUCAGACCUUGAGCCAAAUCAAGACGCUACUGAUGUACAGAUAGUUUCCGAAAGCAUAAUCAAACAAGUAGAGAAAAACUAUUUGAAACUAUUCCCCCAAGCCACUGUACAAUCAUAUAAAGCGCAUAUUUGCUAUCCCUUUUCGUGCCCUUUAGUAAAAGAACAGCCGAUUUAUUUACGUGAUAAGGUCAAUCAUUCUUCAUUUCCUGGCUUAGACGACCAAUUAAAAAACAAGAGGGAACGAGAAGAUGCGUCUUAUUUUAGAAGUAUAGCAGACAAACAUGACGAACUUGUGGCUGCGAAAGCGGAUCUAGCAGCUAGAGGAAAAGUAAUAGGAAGAAGUGAGGCUCAGAAUCAGAAAAAAAGUUUCACUUUAAGCGAUCCUUCAGAGUUAAAACAGAAAUUAUGUUCAAACAAUGCUAAAAUUGUCAGAAUUCAGGAUCAGAUGUCUGUCAUGGACAAAUACAGCUUCAAUGGUGGUAGUGUGCGCAAUGAAAUCCCAGAUGAAUACCGGCGUCGGGCAACUUCGUUACAAUCAAAAAUUGUAUAUGUCACCGAUCGAUUUGAACCAGUAUUAACGAUACCAAGAAGUGUCACCGAUGAGUAUUUUAGCAGCGGCGGACUAAGGCAAAGUAGUGGGAAUUUCGUUUUCUUAUACAAGAGUAAUGUCGCCAAUGCCGCUAGCCAAGACUUAGUACUUAUACCUUAUCAAAAACAAAGUAACGCUGAUGAAUAUAGUUCCUCGUUAUAAAUAACACUCCAUAAAGAAAGAAUCGGUUUUCGUCAUUCAUAAUAAUAUGCAAUUUGGAUCUACACUAUAGUAUUGCCAAGCAUUCAAUAAAUCCACUUUCUCAUAU